This is a messenger RNA of Arvicanthis niloticus (Nile rat), 2283 nucleotides long. The record is from RefSeq and is a predicted model, not a curated record. Lineage: Eukaryota; Metazoa; Chordata; Mammalia; Rodentia; Muridae.
ACUCGGUGAGCGAGCUCUAGCUCCAGGCUGGGGGAGGGUGCUCGCUGCUACCUAGACUGCUGGUCUUAGAAAGACGGUUGGAACCGGGGGAAAGGCCUGGUGCCUAUGGGGCGCAGAGCUGGCCGAGACGCUGCAGAACUUGUUAGGUUUAGAAUCACAGAACUGGAGAGGCAGGAGAAAAACAGAGUGAUCUCUCCAACUUUUAACCUUUAUGAAUGAUUACGUCCCGGCUAAAGCCAGUUCGUGAGACUGUACUGUGUAUAUAUGAUUUGUAUCAGGUAUGCAGAAAAAUUUCAAAAGCAGCAAGGCAGGAGUACCCUAUUCUUGUACUCUUCUAACUCUUGUUAUAUUUUGUGGUACUGUUACUGAACGUCUCACAGUGUAGGCAGCGCUUGCCCUUCCCCAACACCAUCUGCUCAUUCUAAAAUUUUUUGUUUUAUUUUAGUUAGUUGUGGUUUACUCUAGGAGUAAGUGGAGCUAUGAUGGCAUCUACUAGUGAUACCAAGAUCUGUAAGAACCAGGAUGGACUUUUGGCAAUAAAAAUGGAAGAAGAGUGUAAGUAUACCACCAGACAAGAUAGGAACCUACACAACACCACUUAUAAUAGAGAUGUCUUCCGAAAAUACUUCAGAGAGUUUUGCUACCAGGAAACAUCUGGACCCCGGGAGGCUUUGAGCCGACUCAGGGAACUUUGCCGUCAGUGGCUGCGACCAGACUUGAACAGCAAAGAGCAGAUCCUGGAGCUGCUGGUGCUGGAGCAGUUCCUGACCAUCCUGCCAGGGGAGCUGCAGGCCUGGGUGCAGGAGCAGAAUCCCGAGAGUGUGGAGGAGGUGGUGACUGUGCUGGAGGAUUUAGAGAGAGAGCUUGAUGAACUAGGAUACCAGGCCUCGGUCCAAACUGAAGAACAGGAAAUGUUACAGGAGACGAAGCCUUUAGCAGCAGAGCAGAAACCCAGUGUGUCCCUUCAGUUUGUCAAAGCCAAGGCAGGGUGUGGACCUGCAGACCGUGAAGCCCAGGAGGAACAAGUUUCAGGUGCUGACACUGGAAAUGAGUCCAGGAAUGUGACUCUAAAGCAAGGCCUCUGGGAAGGAGUGGAAGCAGAACAGAAUCCCUCUAGCAGAUUAGCAAAGGACGCACUUGCCUGUGAAGGAACUCGUGACCCUGGAGAAGAGUCUUCUGGUGUUUCCCAUGAAGACAGCCAGCCUCUGAGUAAUGAAAAUGGGGUAACAGCUGAGAACUCAGACCAUGCUGAACACCAGAACAUGUGUCCAGGGCGCAAAGUGCAUGGGUGUGAUGAGUGUGGAAAGACUUUUACUCAGCACUCCCGCCUCAUAGAGCAUAAGAGAGUCCACACUGGAGACAGGCCCUACAAAUGUGAAGAAUGUGGGAAAACUUUCCGAUGGAGGACUGUUCUUAUUCGACAUAAGGUGGUACACACUGGGGAGAAACCAUAUAAAUGUAAUGAAUGUGGCAGGGCUUUUGGCCAGUGGUCAGCUCUUAACCAACAUCAGAGACUUCACUCGGGAGAAAAACACUACCACUGUAAUGAAUGUGGCAAAGCCUUUUGCCAGAAAGCAGGCCUCUUUCACCAUCUCAAGAGCCACAGAAGAAACAGACCUUAUCAGUGUCUUCAGUGUAAUAAAAGUUUUAAUCGCCGUUCCACACUUUCUCAGCACCAAGGAGUUCACACUGGUGCAAAACCCUAUGAAUGCAGUGAUUGUGGGAAAGCUUUUGUUUAUAACUCAUCUCUUGCUACCCAUCAGGAAACCCAUCACAAGGGGAAGCCCUUCACUCAAAGUGGUCCUACUCAGCAGCAGAGGAACCACACCAGCGAGAAGCCCUACAAGUGCAGUGUAUGUGGAAAAGCAUUUGGUCAAAAACCAAGUCUUACAGAACAUGAGCAAAUUCAUACUGGAGAGAUCUUAUAGAUGUGCUGAGGGCGGGAAGGCCUUCAUUCAGAUGUCAGAACUCAUGGAUCACUAGGGAACCCACAUUGCAGGAAGGUCCUACAAAUGUGGUGAAUGUGGCAAGACCUUCUGAUAGGAGUCAGAGCUUAGUAAGCACUAGAGAAUCUGUAGUAGACGUGGUCCCUAAAAGUGUUGUGUGUGGGGAAUUAUUCACACAGAACUCAACUCUUAUCAUCAGACUAGUCACAAAAGAGCAAGAAUUCUGUGUGAUGACUCCAGGGAAGCCAUCUGAGUGUAGGCUGCUGAGAAAUACUGUAUUUGUAAUGUUUUGUGGUGACACUUCAGCCUUUGCUGCUCUGAGACCAUAAAUAUUAGA